This is a messenger RNA of Trichobilharzia szidati, 567 nucleotides long. The record is from the annotation of a GenBank genome assembly. NCBI's taxonomy places the organism in Eukaryota, Metazoa, Platyhelminthes, Trematoda, Strigeidida, Schistosomatidae.
UGAUUGUUGAAUUUGACUCACCAGGUCACACUCUAUCAUGGGGCAAAAGUCAUCCUGAAAUACUCUCGGGUGAAUCACAUGACGGACCAAUCAAUCCAGUCGAUGAGAAUGUCUGGCCAUUUCUAUCAAAUUUAUUCAGCGAAGUGUUGAGUGUAUUUCCUGACCGUGUCUUACAUUUAGGUGGAAGCAUCUACGACAGGCACUCAUGGCAAGAAGACGCCAACAUCCAAGAAUUCAUGAAACAGAAAGGAUUCGAUCAAGACUACAAUAAAUUAGAAAAUUAUUAUUUUGAACGCCUCACAGAAGUUGUUCAGAAUAUUACCACGUCAGAGUCACAAAGCGUGACACCUGUGGUGUGGCAGAAUGUAUUUGAGAAUGGAUUCCGAGGUAAUGACAAUGCCGUCAUCAUACAAGUACACGAUAAUUCCGACUGGCAAGCUGUCACCAAGUCAAUCACAUCAUCUGGUUACAGAGUGAUCAAUUCAGCGUGUUGGUCGAACGUUGUUAGGAAUUUCGAGGAUGCAUGGAAGACGCUGAACGAUUGUGAUCCUGCUGCAUUUGGAGGUA